CCCGCUUGCUUAUUGCCUCCCCUGAUCACUGAGCUAACCCAUCGCUGGUAUUUAAUGCCAAAUUUUACUUUUCUUGCCUGUUUUUAUGCAUCAACCUUCAUCAACUCAGGAUUCUGCAAGAUACAGUUGUGGAGUAGGACUCAUGCUCGACAGUGUCGUCUGCACCUCGCAAAUCAAGAAGAUCAUGUAUCCAGGACAGUGUCGUCUGAACCGUCUGAAUAAAAAAAGUCACAUAUACAGGACAGUGUCGUCUGAACCUUCUGAAUCAAGAAAGUCACAUAUACAGGACAAUGUUCUCUGCACAUUCCGAAUCAAGAAGAUCAUGUAUCCAGGACAGUGUUGCCACAGAAUCUUGUAUCCUUGAUCAAGCACACCUUGAACUGUAUCCUUGAACAGGUGGCAUAUAUUGCCAACCGAAUGUAAUGUAUCCUUUAUCAGAGAAGGUUAAUUGCAAUCCUCUCAUUUGAUUAUGGCAUUAAUUGACAUGUAUAUUUCAUUUUCAUAUUUGACUUCAAAAUACAUCUGAUAUGAAUAAAAAUGAUUAUAAUUAAUAAUGUGAAUUAUUUUCAAUUUCAUUUAACAAUUAUGAUAAAAAUUCUGAAAUGGCAAAAAAUCAAAGAUCUUUUCUGAAAAUUUUGGUAUUAGAAGAACUAAGUUUGUUGAACUCCAAUGGGUUAUAAUACACAUUUAAGUUCAGGAUCCCAUUCCACAAAGCGAUCUCAGCUCUACGACUACUGUAAGCAUGGUUGUUACGAUCAUCUUUGCACUAGGACGGCUUUGUGGAACCGGGCCCUGAACUGUUACAGUAACUAAAUGAGGGCACCAUUAGAGAUGGUUACUCUAUGGUGUCUGUGUUCAGUCAGAUGUAUGUGGUCAGGUAUGGAAGCUGUGUGUCUGACAGGAAGGGUAUACAGUGUUGUAAAGGCUGUUGCUGUGUGUUGCAGAUUGAUCCCCAUCGAUCACAUGGAGUUGGUGCUGUUGCAUAUCACAGCCGUCGGGGACGAGGCCAAGCUGUCCGAACGACCAAAACGAGAGGUGUCAUCAAUCCUGGCUAGUGAAGUUCUAAUCAGCCAGUCUGGCAAAUUCCUCUACAACAAGCUGGUGUCACUGGUACAGAGGCACUACAACCUUGGGUCUACCACCGUUACAGGCAUCCCUAUGAAGGAAGAGCAGAAUGCAAGUUCCUCUGCCAACUAUGACGUGGAGCUGUUGCACCCAGCAUCUGUCCAUGAGGAGAUCUUCAAGACAGUGAGCCAUGUGGAGGGUCUGGUCAUUCCAUCCAAGGAGGGACUUCCCACUGAGACGGUCACACUUAAGUGGUGCACACCCAAGUCCAACACCAUAGAGCUGCAUCACUGCGUCGGAGCUCACAGGAUUACUCCAGUUGAUGUCAACAGUCGGCCAUCUUCCUGCCUCACCAACUUCCUGCUUGGUGGCCGGGCCGUCAUGCUGGAGCAGCCCCGGAAGACUGGCGCCAAGGUGAUCUCUCACAUGCUGACCAGCCACGGAGGCGAGAUAUUCAUACACACCAUACCUACAGCCAGGUCCAUCCUGGAAGACCCUCCCUCCAUCAGUGAAGGAAGUGGAGGUCGAGUGACGGACUACAGGAUUCCUGACUUUGGAGAGUUCAUGAAAUCAAAUCGUCUGGCUCCGGGAACAGCAAUCACCCUGGAAGACAGGAUCGGGAAGCCCAUCGAGAGAGCCCAGCAACACCUGGAGAGACUGACCAGGGUGUGGCCGAUGGUCAUUGGGGAAACCAUCAUGUUCAACAUGGUCUCGUCUCUGGAGCCCCUCCUGGGCCUCAUCACACAGGCAACGCUCAAUGAUGAUGACGUUCUCGAGUGCAAGAAGGCCAUCUACAAAGUGGUUGCCAUGGAGAGCAAGAAUGAGGCGCUACCAUUCCCCGUACUUGGGUCCAGAGGGAAAGGCCCCAAGAGGGAGGAGCAGUACCGACAGCUGUGGGCAGAGCUGGAGAUGUUGGUGCGGGCGCAUGUGUUGACAUCUCCAUUCCACGAGAAGGUGCUGGAGUGUCUUCUGGAAUGCAAGAAGCCGUCCGAUGACGCCAAGGGAUCUCCCAAGAAGGCCCUGGAGAAGUCGGCCACAAAGGACGAAAAGAUGGAGGUGUCCGAGCAGGAGGAUUCAUGGAAGGACUACGACAAAAUGAAAAGAAUGACAGAGAGGGAAAAACAAGAUUUCCUGAAAGGUGAAAAAUCUCUGGACCCUUCUCCACCCAAGAAAUUUAAGGCCGAGGAAUCCUUUAUCAGAUCAGGCGGCCAGAACCUGCUGUCAAUGUGGACCAAUCGCAUCAAGACGAUACACAACAAGCGACACGUGGAGUUUGCUGGCCGUGAAGAUUGUACCGGUGCAGUGGCUGAGUUGUACAUACAUCUCAACGAUGAUGAUGACCAGCCGCCCAUGGAGCAGACGUCCCAGGCCUCCAAGACUGCACCCACUUCCAAGCCACUGCAGAGUUUGAAACGUUGACAGAUCAUCAUCAAGUCUUUAGCCACACAUCAGCCUCGAACUCAGAUAAUAACCAAAUAAUGGAACACUUGAAACAAUAUUGAUAUCGUAUUGCGUCGUUUUGAGAUAACAUUUUACUUCUAAGGGCUUUUGUCUGUUGGUUUACCAGAUUUCAUGUGAUUGCUGCUUAUCAUGGGUUUGAACCCUGAAUCACUUGGGUGGUCCAGUGGAAUAAACAGCAUCGUCAAGCAUGUCAGGAUCCAUAGAUAGUGGGUUUGAAUCCCGAUUUAUCCCGACUGGAUGUGUGAGCACCAAACCUGUGCUGAUGGACUUCAAAGUGGAAGAAAUCUGGGCUCUCAAGCUCAAGCUGUCAUGAUAUAAGGUCCCUUCAAAAGGUACGCAUGUUUCAGGUGACUUGACCGUCCCAUCACUGGUGACCCUUAUGAUUUCAUCACAGCUGGAAAGAGCCUUAAAGAAACUCAUAGUUUGAUUUCUGAAUAAAGUAGAAUGUUUUGGCAUGUCAUUCUAUCUAUUUUGACCUACACAUUCAACAUUGAUUAAAAUUAACCAAAAAGAAACCCCACAAAAAAACACCCAUAUAUGUUCAUGUUUCCUGAAAUACAAGUAUGUAUAUUUUUGCCUACCUUUUUUAUCCUUUUUUUGAGGUGGGGUUGUAUGCCAACUCAAGUGAUGGCUAACUAGAAUACAGUUCCGACAUGUAUUAUUUUAUCAACCAAGAACCAGUGUCUGUAAAUAUUUGAACCAUGUUAUCAAUCUUAGAGUGUUACUUUCAUUACUAAAAUCUCUCCACUUACCAUUUACGAAUCUUCAUCAGUCAUUCACUAGUAUUAGACUCAAUCAGAAUUACUCAGUCUUCCUAUCUACAUGUACAUGGAAUCAUCUUGUUUGUAAGAAAUGAAUGUAUUACACAUGAGGAAUAAAAUAAUUCUUCUCAUA
Messenger RNA from Haliotis rufescens (red abalone), 3420 nucleotides. RefSeq names its product integrator complex subunit 13-like. NCBI's taxonomy places the organism in Eukaryota, Metazoa, Mollusca, Gastropoda, Lepetellida, Haliotidae. The transcript has 14 exons. Gene Ontology annotation, biological process: centrosome localization; regulation of mitotic cell cycle. The record is from RefSeq and is a predicted model, not a curated record. Gene Ontology annotation, cellular component: integrator complex. The coding region runs from base 814 to 2484 and encodes 556 amino acids.